Nannospalax galili (Upper Galilee mountains blind mole rat) is the source of this 1658-nucleotide messenger RNA. It is a transcript of the gene Irf9, whose product is annotated as interferon regulatory factor 9. Gene Ontology annotation, molecular function: RNA polymerase II cis-regulatory region sequence-specific DNA binding; protein binding; DNA-binding transcription factor activity, RNA polymerase II-specific. The transcript is spliced from 9 exons. The record is from RefSeq and is a predicted model, not a curated record. Gene Ontology annotation, biological process: regulation of transcription by RNA polymerase II; immune system process. Gene Ontology annotation, cellular component: nucleus. Bases 158 to 1381 code for a protein of 407 amino acids. NCBI's taxonomy places the organism in Eukaryota, Metazoa, Chordata, Mammalia, Rodentia, Spalacidae.
ACUCAGACCACGUGAUUUCUGGGAACCGCUCCUCCCUGGAGGAGAACUGAAACUUAGGGUGGGGACUGUAGAAAGGGGUGGAGACAUCAGAAAGCCUUUUAGCCGAGAACCGAGCUGAGGCUGAGUGAAUACUGGACAUACCGGACUGUAGCUCAGAAUGGCAUCAGGCAAGCCACGCUGUACCCGAAAGCUCCGGGAAUGGGUGGUGCAGCAAGUGGAGAGUAGGCAGUUCCCAGGGGUGUGCUGGGAAGAUGCAGCCAAGACCAUGUUCCGAAUUCCCUGGAAGCAUGCAGGCAAACAGGACUUCCGGGAAGACCAGGAUGCUGCCUUCUUCAAGGCUUGGGCAAUAUUUAAGGGAAAGUACAAGGAGGGGAACAUAGGAGGCCCUGCUGUCUGGAAAACUCGCCUACGCUGUGCCCUCAACAAGAGUCCUGAAUUUGAGGAGGUUCCUAAGAGAGGCCGUAUGGAUGUUGCUGAGCCCUACAAAGUAUAUCGGCUGCUGAAACCAAGAACCCUCCCUGCCAAGUCAGGAAUCCAGAACUCCUCAUCCAAGCAAUCCUUCAGUUCUGUGUCACCCAAGAGGGAAGAGAAUGUGGGCAUCAAGAACUGCACGCUCAGUUAUUCCUGUCCUCACGACUCCCCUGAUAAUGAGGAGGUGAGGGCCAAUGGGGUCACAGACCACUCAGACAGUGGGAACAGCAGCAGUCCUGAACCACAGGAAGUUACUGUCAAAACUGAAGCCACCAUUCAAGAGGACCCAGUGUCCAUGGAACAUCCGCUUCCUCUGAACUCAGACUACUCACUGCUGCUCACCUUCAUCUACUGUGGGCGCGUGGUGGGUGAGGCCCACGUGCACAGCCUGGACUGCCGCCUUGUGGCUGAACCCUCCGGCUCCGAGAGCAGCAUGGAGCAGGUGGUGUUUCCCAAACCUGAUCCACUGGAGCCCACCCAGCGCCUGCUGAGCCAACUUGAGAGAGGUAUCCUGGUAGCCAGUAACUCCAGAGGCCUCUUUGUACAGCGUCUUUGCUCCAUCCCCAUCUCGUGGAAUGCACCUGAGGCCCCACCUGGGCCAGGCCCACAUCUACUGCCCAGCAAUAAGUGUGUGGAGCUCUUCAGGACUACCUCUUUCUACAGAGAUUUGGUCCGGUACUUCCAUGGCCAAGGUCCCCCACCCAAGUUCCAGGCCACAUUGCAUUUCUGGGAGGAGAUUCCUGGCUCCAACCAUACACAACAGAAUCUUAUCACAGUGCAAAUGGAACAGGCCUUUGCCCGAGAUUUACUGAAGGAGAUUCCAGAGGAGCAGGCAGCUGCUUUGUUCCUGGUACAGAGCCCAGAACACUCACCUGCCACUUUACCUCUCUGUUCCUCUGGUCUCCGUUGAAGUAGACUCAUUCUCCACACUGUUGGUCACCUUCCUUUGGGAUGAUUCUCAUCACUGUCUCUGGCUUAUGUGAGACUCACGCAACCUGUGACAGAGAAAGCAAGGAUAAUUUUUAUCCUUUAAAAGCAUUUGGUGGGGGAGGUGCUGGAUAGAUAGUUCAGCAGUUAAGAGCACUGGCUGCUCUUGUAGAAGACCCAUGUUCGAAUCCCAGCACCCACAAGGUGGCUAACAACUGUCCAUAACUCCAGUUUCUGGGGACCUGACGCCCUCUUCUGGC